Molecule: messenger RNA, 1914 nt
Organism: Nelumbo nucifera (sacred lotus)
Lineage: Eukaryota; Viridiplantae; Streptophyta; Magnoliopsida; Proteales; Nelumbonaceae
Gene: FTSZ1-1
Product: homolog of bacterial cytokinesis Z-ring protein FTSZ 1-1
Biological process (GO): microtubule-based process; cell division; chloroplast fission
Cellular component (GO): cytoplasm; microtubule; cell division site
Molecular function (GO): GTPase activity; GTP binding
Source: RefSeq, a predicted model, not a curated record
GGGUUACUGGCCUACUGAGUGUUACGCCUGUGUGGCGUUCUGGUUUCACGCAAUCCAGACUCAGGUCACAGGACUCACUGACUGUAGGAGAGUGUUAGUGCCGAAUGUUGUUUGCAAUAAAACUCUUGUCAAUAUCUGCGGCCCAAAUGCUCAGGCCAGCGGUUCAGAUCUGUGACGUAACCACCCAUUUGGCCACAUCGGACCAAGCGUCUUGCUCUCAUUUUCCGGUCCUAAAGCCCAAAGAAAACCAAACCUCAAAGUUCACUGCUCCAGUCUCAACUCUCACUCGGUCUAGGAGAGUAAAAAACACGAAAAAAGGAAAAGAAGGAAAGGUGUUUGGCCUUAAGCUCAUGGCUACGCUGCACCUCACAAGCCCUACUCAGUUGGCUUCAUCUUCUUCGAUUUCUGUUGGGUUCCUUCAGAAGAAGCUCUUCAACAAUGGUUUUCACAUUGGAUUCUCUCCAAGAGCUCGUCGAAGGAGGUCAUGGAGCCCAAGCGAUUUUGGCGUCUGCUGCUCUUCUGCAUUUUCUUCCAUGGAUUCGGCCAAGAUUAAGGUAGUGGGUGUUGGUGGAGGGGGAAACAAUGCUGUUAAUCGGAUGAUUGGAAGCGGAUUACAGGGUGUUGAAUUUUAUGCCAUAAACACCGAUGCUCAGGCAUUAUUGCAGUCUGCUGCCAAGAAUCCACUUCAAAUUGGGGAGCUUUUGACUCGUGGACUAGGUACUGGUGGGAAUCCACUUCUUGGGGAGCAGGCUGCAGAGGAAUCAAAAGAGACCAUUGCUAGUGCUCUCAAGGGAUCAGAUCUUGUUUUUAUCACAGCAGGGAUGGGUGGGGGAACAGGUUCUGGUGCUGCUCCAGUUGUUGCUCAGAUAUCAAAGGAAGCAGGUUAUCUAACUGUUGGUGUAGUUACCUACCCUUUCAGCUUUGAAGGGCGUAAACGAUCUCUUCAGGCACUGGAGGCUAUUGAGAAAUUACAAAGAAAUGUCGAUACUCUUAUUGUGAUCCCAAAUGACCGUUUGUUGGAUAUUGCUGAUGAACAGACACCUCUCCAGGAUGCUUUUCUCCUAGCAGAUGAUGUUUUGCGCCAAGGAGUCCAAGGAAUUUCCGACAUCAUCACUAUACCUGGACUGGUAAAUGUGGAUUUUGCAGAUGUGAAGGCAGUCAUGAAAGACUCUGGAACUGCAAUGCUUGGAGUAGGCGUUUCCUCCAGCAAGAACCGUGCAGAAGAAGCAGCUGAACAAGCAACUUUGGCUCCUCUAAUUGGAUCAUCAAUCCAAUCUGCUACUGGAGUUGUGUAUAAUAUUACUGGAGGGAAGGACAUAACCUUGCAGGAAGUAAAUAGAGUGUCUCAGGUUGUUACUAGCUUGGCCGAUCCUUCUGCUAACAUAAUAUUUGGGGCUGUUGUUGAUGAUCGUUACAAUGGUGAGAUUCAUGUGACAAUUAUUGCAACGGGAUUCUCACAGUCAUUUCAGAAAACACUGUUGACAGACCCAAAGGCAGCUAAGUUGGUAGAGAAAGCAGCAUCAAGCCAAGAAAGUAAAGGACUUCCUCUCCCUCUCAAGAUGCCUGCAUCAUCAUCAACAGUUGCAUCACGCCCUCCACGAAAGCUAUUCUUUUAAGCUUCGCCAUCUUUUCUAUUUUUUGUAAGUAUAGGAAUUUUCUACGUGGCUGUUUGGGUGGGAUGGAUUAGGUAGGUGUCCUUUGUUUCAUAUAAUGUUUAGGACUUAAGAGAGAAUGUCAAAUUGUCAAUACAGGGCUGAUGAGGACAAUGGGUUGAAUUCAUUCUGAGUUUUGCUUCCAUGCCAUGUCAACAGAACCCAUUUGCUAACAUCUCUGUUUUUUCACUUCAAAAACUUGUUAUAAGUUUCUGUUUUUUGAGGAGCUGAGAAAUAUAGAGUUUGAAAAAGUUAAAAUGCU